Molecule: messenger RNA, 2298 nt
Organism: Clonostachys solani
Lineage: Eukaryota; Fungi; Ascomycota; Sordariomycetes; Hypocreales; Bionectriaceae
Source: the annotation of a GenBank genome assembly
AUGUCAGAGAUCAAACCAUUCACCAUCGCCGUGCCGGAGACGGCGAUCCGGACCCUCCAUGCCAAGCUGGAUCUCGCGACGUUCCCCGAGGAGGCCAGCUUCCUGGAGGACUGGGGAUCCGGCGUGCCCCUCGGCGAGAUCAAGCGUCUUGCGCGGUACUGGCGGGACGGGUUCAACUGGCGCGAGCAGGAGGCCCGGCUGAACGAGCUGGCCCAUUUCACCACUGAUGUCUCGGUUGAGGGGUUCGGGGACAUCAAUGUCCAUUUCGUGCAUGCGAAGAGCACGAGGCCAGGGAGCAUCCCGCUGCUCUUCUGCCAUGGAUGGCCUGGGAGCUUUCUCGAGGCUAUCAAGAUCAUCCCGCUGCUCACAGAGCCCAGGGACGAGAAAGACCCUUCGUUCCAUGUGGUCGCUCCGUCCCUGCCCAACUUCGGCUUCUCUCAGAUCGUCUCGAAGCCGGGGUUCAGCGGCCCUCAGUAUGCCGAGACCAUGCACAAGAUCAUGCUGAAGCUGGGAUACAACCAAUACGUGACCCAAGGCGGCGACUGGGGCUUCCUCAUCACCCGCCUCAUGGCGAUCCAGUACCCAGCCCACUGCCUGGCCACGCACAUCAACACGGUCAUCUCCAGGCCCCCAACCCUCAGGACGCCCCUCCAGUACCUCCUGCACGCCAUCCUCCCCUACUCCAGGGAGGAGAAGGCCGGCCUGGCGCGCACGGCGCAGUUCCAGGUCACCGGCACCGGCUACAGCACCGAGCAGGGCACCAAGCCCUCCACCCUCGGCUUCUCCCUCGCCGACUCGCCCGUCGGCCUGCUCGCGUGGAUCCACGAGAAGCUGCACGACUGGUCCGACGCCUACCCCUGGACCGACGACGAGGUCCUCACGUGGAUUUCCGUCUACCAGUUCUCGCGCGCCGGCCCCGCCGCCAGCGUGCGCAUCUACCUCGAGGCGCGCGGCCUGCUCAGGGACGGCGGGGACCUGCGCCGCCGGGCGGCCGAGUACGUCCCGGGAGUGAAGCUCGGGCUCAGCUACUUCCCGCGGGAGCUGGUGGUCCUGCCGCUCCGGUGGGGGAGGACGCUGGGGCCCGUGGUGUUCGAGGCGAGGCACGAGGCAGGAGGGCACUUCGCCGCGUACGAGAGGCCCGAGGAGCUGGCGGGGGAUGUGAGGAGGAUGUUUGGGCGGGAGAAGGGGGGCGCCGCGGAGGUGACGAGGAGUAUGACAGAAUCAGCCGGAUCUAAGCCCAGCGGCACCAUCCUGCUCACAGGCGCCAGUGGCACCAUCGGCAGCGCAAUCGCAUCCCGGAUCGCAUCAAGCCCUGCACUCUCAACCGAGUACCACGGCCUCUACACGGCUCGCAAGGCAGAGACCGCAUCGGAGCUGAAGAGCGCGCUGUAUAGAUCUCACUCAUCAUCGGGAUCCACGUCCCCUCACCCCCACGAUAUCCUGAGUCUCGACGUCUCCGACCUCUCUGCCGUGCGCGACGUCGCGGCCAAGAUCAACCCCCGCGUGGCCUCUGGAGACAUCCCGCCCCUUCGCGCUCUGAUCCUCAAUGCGGGCUAUCUCGAGUUCACCGAGCAGAGAUGGACCGAGGACGGCUUCGACAUGACCUUUGCGACCAACUAUCUCGGCCACUGGCUCCUGGCCAUGCUGCUCCUCCAAAGCAUGGACAAGGAGUCGGGACGCAUCGUGUUUGUGACCAGCGAGUCUUACGACCCUCUUAACCCGAAGAACAAACACGCCGGCUUCGCCGACAAGAAAUGGCAUCAAUUCAUCACAUCCGGCACCUUCGAGCCCAUCGCAAAGGGGACAUGGAGCAGCUCGGCAGACGACCCCUCCCCAUCCGGCGGCUACCGACGCUACGGAGCCUCCAAGUUCUGCCAAGCUCUCACAAUAGGCGAGCUCCAACGCCGCCUGGACGCCGACCCGGCCCUCGCAAACAUCUGCGUCCUCGGCGUGGACCCCGGCACCGUCCCGACAAACAUCACCCGCCGCGGACCCUGGCUCAUCCGCGUCUUCGUCCCCCUCUUCGUCAUCAGCCUCCUCGCGCCCCUCAUCGCCUGGUUCAACCGCAACGCGGCCCUGCGCACCGUGACGCUCGCGUCCGAGGACCUCGUCGACGCCGCGCUGGGCACCGCGCCGCCGCUGGGGGUCCGGCCCGGGGGUCUGUUCCUGUACGGGUCGAGGGUGGAGGAGAUGACGGCCGAGGCGCGGGACGACGGGAAGAGGCGGCUGCUGUGGAGGGAGACGCUGGGGUAUACGCAGCUGAAGGAGGACGAGACGGUUCUCGACUUUUCAGGAUAA